This is a messenger RNA of Dioszegia hungarica, 1647 nucleotides long. Its product is annotated as maltose permease. Gene Ontology annotation, cellular component: membrane. Gene Ontology annotation, biological process: transmembrane transport; carbohydrate transport. The transcript has 6 exons. Bases 1 to 1647 code for a protein of 548 amino acids. Gene Ontology annotation, molecular function: carbohydrate:proton symporter activity. NCBI's taxonomy places the organism in Eukaryota, Fungi, Basidiomycota, Tremellomycetes, Tremellales, Bulleribasidiaceae. The record is from RefSeq and is a predicted model, not a curated record.
AUGGCGGCAGUAUCACACAAUCAAGACGCUCUCGCCGACAAGUUCGACGUCAAGGAGCUCAGCGGGGCUGCUCAGGCGGAUGCCAAUGAGCGAAACUCGACCGUUUGGGAGGCGUGGAGGACGCACAAGAAGGCUGUACUCUGGAGUAUGGCUUUGAGCGGCGCCUUGAUCAUGGAGGGAUACGACGUGACGGUCGUCGGCUCAUUCUACGGCCAUCCUGCUUUCCUCAGGCGCUUCGGCGUCCCGACAACAGGGAACGACAUCGGAUAUGCCAUCCCGGCACCCUGGCAGUCGGGUCUUUCCAACGGAGCCUCAGCUGGUGGCAUCAUAGGAUUGUUCAUCAACGGUUGGGCGGCGGAUCGGUACGGCCCUAAGAUAGUUAUGGGAGCGAGCACAAUAAUGCUCACCCUCACCAUCUUCCUCCUCGUUUUUGGCGACUCGCUCGGGAUGCUCGUUGCCGGCCAAGUCCUCUGCGGUAUCCCUUGGGGCGUCUUCCAAACUUUGACUGUGGGGUACGCCGCAGAAGUCUGCCCUAUCCAGCUUCGUGGUUACCUCACUGCUUAUGUCAAUAUGUGCUGGGGCAUAGGUAUCCUCCUUUCCAGCGGUAUCGUCAAGGCCACCCUCGUCAUCCCUACCGACCUCUCCUGGCGCCUCCCCUUCGUCCUCCAGUGGAUCUGGGUCAUCCCACUCUUCAGCAUCGUCUACUUCUGUCCGCCCAGUCCGUGGUGGAUGGUCCGUAAAGGCCGCCACGACGACGCCGCAGCCGCCGUUCGGCGACUCACCAACCCAAAGUACUUCUCUGAGGAGGACGUCCAGAACUCGGUGGCUAUGAUGAUCCAUACUACAGAAAUGGAGGCCCAGAACCAGCACGGCACGAGCUACCUCCAAUGUUUCCGCGGCUUUGAUCUCAGGCGGUCCGAAAUCGCGAUGAUGGCAUUCACGAUGCAGAUCCUCUCUGGGCAGAGUCUAUGCGGUCAGGGUAUCCAAUUCCUCCAACAAGCGGGCAUAUCGACCGACCUCUCCUUCUCGCUCAACAUGGUCCUCAACUCGAUGUUCAUCAUCGGUACCGCGACCUCUUGGGUCCUUAUGGGCUUCUUUGGCCGCCGGACACUCUACACCUCGGGCAUGGCCUGCAUGUGCAUCACUCUCAUGACGAUCGGUGGCCUGGCGUUCUACCCGUCCAAUGAGGUCAAGAUGGCCAUGGGUAGUCUGUUGAUCAUCCUCAACUUCAUCUAUAACUGUACCAUUGGUCCAGCAACCUAUACCAUCAUCGGUGAAAUAUCAUCCACCCGCCUCCGCCAAAAAACAAUCGUCCUCGCCCGAGCUUCCUACAAAGCCAUCAACAUCGUCGCUGGGAUUCUCAACCCGCGGAUGCUCUCCCCUCUCGCGUGGAACCUCGGACCCAAGACUGGUCUCGUAUGGGGAUCCACUGCCUUCCUCUCCCUCAUCUACUGUCUCCUCCGCCUGCCCGAAGCAAAGGGCCGGUCCUACGGAGAACUCGACAUUCUAUUCGAGAACCGGAUUCCGGCGUGGAAGUUCAAGACGACCAAGGCUGAUCAGUUUGGGAUGGUGCGCCGCGGCGAGGCGGUCGAGGAGGAUGGCAAGUUGGCUCAGGAGGUUGCUCAUGUGGAGGGGGACCGGAAAUGA